AUGAAGUUCCUGCUUUGCCCUGCCUGCCCCGCACGGUGCUUCUCGUCCUUAUCUUCCCUUUUCUUCCUUUCCCCCCUUCCCAUCUCGUCUCCACCGUGCUGCCUCCACCCUCCUCGCUCGUCCCUUUCUCCCAUCUAUCCUGACCAAUCCCCUCCACCGCACUUCAUUUCGUCCCUGCCCUACACUGCCUGCUUCUCCUCACCGAGAUCGGGAGCAACCGCUUCACAGGGCCCAUUCCGCUCACCGCCUCGCGCCUGCACCGACUCUCAUAUAUGUAACCCUCUCACCUUCGCCUCUCACCUUCGCCUCUCACCUUCGCCUCUCACCUUCGCCUCUCACCUUCGCCUCUCACCUUCGCCUCUCACCUUCGCCUCUCACCUUCGCCUCUCACCUUCGCCUCUCACCUUCGCCUCUCACCUUCGCCUCUCACCUUCGCCUCUCACAUUCGCCUCUCACCUUCGCCUCUCACCUUCGCCUCUCACCUUCGCCUCUCACCUUCGCCUCUCACCUUCGCCUCUCACCUUCGCCUCUCACUCCCUCUCCACAGCAUCUCCCCUCGUCCCCUCACUCGCCCUCCCGUCCUCCCUUGUCAUUUUUCUGUCAUUCAUCAUAACCACAACCUUCCCCCUCCCUGCUCUCAUCCCCCUACCUGCUCUCAUCCCCCUACCUGCUCUCAUCCCCCUGCCUGCUCUCAUCCCCCUGCCUGCUCUCAUCCCCCUACCUGCUCUCAUCACCCUACCUGCUCUCAUCCCCCUGCCUGCUCUCAUCCCCCUGCCUGCUCUCAUCCCCCUGCCUGCUCUCAUCCCCCUGCCUGCUCUCAUCCCCCUGCCUGCUCUCAUCCCCCUACCUGCUCUCAUCCCCCUACCUGCUCUCAUCCCCCUACCUGCUCUCAUCCCCCUGCCUGCGCUCAUCCCCCUGCCUGCGCUCAUCCCCCUACCUGCUCUCAUCCCCCUGCCUGCUCUCAUCCCCCUGCCUGCUCUCAUCCCCCUGCCUGCUCUCAUCCCCCUGCCUGCUCUCAUCCCCCUGCCUGCUCUCAUCCCCCUACCUGCUCUCAUCCCCCUACCUGCUCUCAUCCCCCUACCUGCUCUCAUCCCCCUGCCUGCUCCCAUCCCCCUGCCUGCUCUCAUCCCCCUGCCUGCUCUCAUCCCCCUGCCUGCUCUGAUCCCCCUGCCUGCUCUCAUCCCCCUGCCUGCUCUCAUCCCCCUACCUGCUCUCAUCCCCCUGCCUGCUCUCAUCCCCCUGCCUGCGCUCAUCCCCCUGCCUGCGCUCAUCCCCCUGCCUGCUCUCAUCCCCCUGCCUGCUCUCAUCCCCCUGCCUGCUCUCAUCCCCCUGCCUGCUCUCAUCCCCCUGCCUGCUCGCAUCCCCCUGCCUGCUCUCAUCCCCCUACCUGCUCUCAUCCCCCUACCUGCUCUCAUCCCCCUACCUGCUCUCAUCCCCCUGCCUGCUCUCAUCCCCCUGCCUGCUCUCAUCCCCCUGCCUGCUCUCAUCCCCCUACCUGCUCUCAUCCCCCUACCUGCUCUCAUCCCCCUGCCUGCUCUCAUCCCCCUGCCUGCUCUCAUCCCCCUGCCUGCUCUCAUCCCCCUGCCUGCUCUCAUCCCCCUACCUGCUCUCAUCCCCCUACUUGCUCUCAUCCCCCUGCCUGCUCUCAUCCCCCUACCUGCUCUCAUCCCCCUACUUGCUCUCAUCCCCCUGCCUGCUCUCAUCCCCCUGCCUGCUCUCAUCCCCCUGCCUGCUCUCAUCCCCCUGCCUGCUCUCAUCCCCCUGCCUGCUCUCAUCCCCCUGCCUGCUCGCAUCCCCCUGCCUGCUCUCAUCCCCCUGCCUGCUCUCAUCCCCCUACCUGCUCUCAUCCCCCUACCUGCUCUCAUCCCCCUGCCUGCUCUCAUCCCCCUGCCUGCUCUCAUCCCCCUGCCUGCUCUCAUCCCCCUGCCUGCUCUCAUCCCCCUGCCUGCUCUCAUCCCCCUACCUGCUCUCAUCCCCCUACCUGCUCUCAUCCCCCUACCUGCUCUCAUCCCCCUGCCUGCUCUCAUCCCCCUGCCUGCUCUCAUCCCCCUACCUGCUCUCAUCCCCCUACCUGCUCUCAUCCCCCUACCUGCUCUCAUCCCCCUGCCUGCUCUCAUCCCCCUGCCUGCUCUCAUCCCCCUGCCUGCUCUCAUCCCCCUGCCUGCUCUCAUCCCCCUGCCUGCUCUCAUCCCCCUGCCUGCUCUCAUCCCCCUGCCUGCUCUCAUCCCCCUGCCUGCUCUCAUCCCCCUGCCUGCUCUCAUCCCCCUGCCUGCGCUCAUCCUCACAGAGAAAUGGACUUCAAUGAAUUUCUCGGGCCUCUGCCGCCAGCCUUCUUCCAUCUCACCGCCCUCGCCCACCUGGAGCGGCUUCUCAGGCGCGCUGCUGGAGCACAUCAGCGCGCUCUCGUCCCUUCACUUCCUCUAUGCGGCCAACAACGCCAUCUCAGGAAGCAUCCCCGCCACCAUCAGCGCUCUCUCCCGCCUCGAGUACCUGUCUGUCGCACACAAAUUCCCGCCUCUUUUGUCAUCACUCUCCUCCGCCUCUCUUGCUCGCCUCCAUUCUUCUCUCCCCCUCUCCUCCCUUUCUCCUCCUCUUCCCCCCUCCAUCCUUUCACAUGUACAGAUUUCUUUGCCUCGCCCCCUCGCCUCCCUCUCCUCGUCCCCACAAGCUCACGCCCAAUCCCGUGCCGCUGCCUACGCUGCUACCAUGCCUUCUGACUCGCUGCUGUGCUUGACAUCCCUCACGUCCCUCCUCGCCCGCAUGAAUCAUCUCCCGUCUCUCCUCGUUAUCUCCCUCACCUUCCGUUAUCUCCCCUUCCCCGCGUCUCUUACCCCCCCCUCCCCCCAGCUCACUGGGCGACACGGCCAUUUCAGGCGAGCUGCCUCGCUUCCUCACCGCCCUCACGCGUCUCACCACCUUGUGCGCCCCUCCCCACCCUCUCCGUCCCUCCCUGCACCUCUCUCCGCCCGUCUGCACCCUAAGGUCAUGUCUACAUCUCCAAGAGGCUCUGUCUCUAGUUCAUGCCAUGUUGACCUUCUGCCGUCCAACCAUUCUUCCCAUUUUAACAUUGCCUUUCAUUCACCUCCCCCUUCCUUCUCUUACCCCCCUCCUCUUUUUUCCCCCUUUCCCUCUCUUCCACCCCUCCUCUCUCUUCCCCUUAGUUCCCUCCUCUGUCCGUGCUUUCUCCGUUUCCCAACCCUCAUCCCACUCAGUGACGUUGUCAACACGAAGCUUCACGGAACCAUUCCUGCCGCUUACGGCGCCAUCAAGUUGAGCAGCUUGUGUGAUUUCCUCCUCCUCCUCCGUUGGUCCCCAUGCAAAGCCUCUCUUCCUCCUUCACCCCAUUGCAACUGUCUCGUUCCGUCCCACUAUUGCUAUAUCCGUUUGAGAAGUUGUAAAGUGAUGGUGUGGUGGUUGAGGUCUUUAUGGGCUUUCGACGCCAUGUUGGCGUUUGGUGCUUUCGACGCCAUGUUGGCGUUUGGUGCUUUCGACGCCACGUUGGCGUUUGGUGCAUGCUUGAGAUCCACGCCUAUCCUAAGGAGAGUCCCCCCCUGCCCGCACGUCCCCCUGGCGGACAUUCUCAGAGCCACCAAUGGGUGGGCGGAGGGGCGGAGGGUGGGGGGAGGCAGGUGGAGUGACGUGUACCGGGGGGAAUGGGUGGAGGGGGGGGAUGGGGGGUCACAUGCAGGGAAGGAUGUGGAGGGAACAGGAGCGAAGAAGCAGGAAGGAGGGGAUGUGUCGGGGGGAUCGAAGGGGGGGAGGCGGGGGGACAAGUGGGCGGUGAAGCGCAUGAGGGGGGGUGCGCAUGGGGCAGAGAGGGCGGAGUUUGAGGCUCAUGUGGCGGGCUUGGCUCGCCUUGGCCAUCCCAACGUGCUGGCGCUCGUGGGCUGGUGCUGCUGGCAGGGCGCAGAGGGGGGAGAGGCAGGGGGGGGGGUGGCAACAGGGGAAGGGAAGGGGAGGGAAGCAAGUGGGGGGAGCGGAAGGAGGGAGGCGCAUAGUGGGGUGGAGAGGGAGGUGGGUGUGCGGGAGGAUAGGCAGCAAGAAGAGGUGGUGACGGAGGGGGAUGUGCCGGGUGGGGAGUUUGAGCAGGAAGGGGCAGUGGAUGGGCGGGGGAAUGAGGUGGUGUUGGUGUACGAGUGGAUGGAGCGGGGCAGCCUGCAGGCAGCACUGCAGCCAGGUGAGCACUGCAGCCAGGUAAGCACUGCAGCCAGCACCUCACCCCUGCCCCAUCGCAUCAAUGUAUUGCUCUCCUCACCACCGCUCGCCUUGUCCCCUCAACCACCCACAGUGGCAGGCGUUCGUCCAUUGUCGCUACAGCAGAGGGUGGGCAUAGCAGUGGGCGUGCUGAGGGCGCUCAAGGCAGUGCAGAGCCACCGGCAGGUGCAUGGCGACCUCAAACCCUCCAACGUGCUGCUCGGGGCCUCCUACGAGGCGCGUGUGGCGGACUGGAGUGUGGUGCGCAUGGGGCAGCGCGUGCACGUGGACAUGGGCGAUGGAAUGGGAAGGCACCAGGAAGCUGUUCCUCCCCUACCCCCCCACCUGUCUGCCCAACCCCCCUGCCAGUGUGCGGAUGCUGCUGCUACAGCUGCUCACCUCCCCCCUCCACCGCCCCCCCAUCCCGCCUGUGUGCCCAUCCCCCCCGCCAGUGUGGGAGUGCUGCUGCUACAGCUGCUCACAGGGUGGGCGGGUCCCUUCAGGGAUGUGGAUGGGCAGCGCACCCACAUCUACCCCUGGGUGCGUGGGGCUCUGGGAAGCAUGGCCCAGCAGCACCUAACAGCCGACGACAUCUCUCCUCUCCUCGACCCCCUGCUGCCGCAACCUCUGCCCCCUCCUGCCCUCCUCCUCCCCCUCUUCCGCCUUGCCCUCGCCUGCUCCUCCCCCUCCCCCUCCGCCCGCCCCACCCCCUCCUCCGCCCUCACCACUCUCAGGCCCCUCCGCUCCUACCUGCUGCACUGGGGGCAGUCAGGAGGCCGGGAGGGGGGAGAACCGGGGGGGUGGGGAGAGGGGGAAGGGGGAGGAAGCGGAGAGGAUGGGGGGGAGAGUGUGGGAAGGGGGAGUGCGGGGAGUUGGAGCAGGCUUUUCAGGGGGGGAAGUGCCGGGUGGAGUGGUGGCAGUGAGUUGGGUGCCAGGCUGGCAAUGCUCGGUUCAGAGGACAGUCGGGAGUUUGUGGUGGGAGCGACGGCGCUGAAGGAGUGCGCGGCGGAGUGGGGGGUGAGCGCGACGGAGUGGGCGCAAGGCGCGGACUGCGCGACGAAGGAGACGAUCACGUGCGACAAGGACGGCAUGGUCACAGAGCUGUCAGUGCCCCGGGGAAUGGUAGCGCGCAUGGGGGAAGCGCUUCCGGACGCAUGGGGGGAAGCGCGUGGGAGGCGCGGGAUGAAGGGAGCAGAGCAAGGGCAAAGGCGCAAGGAAGAGGGGGGGGGUUGCGAUGAGGGGAGCAGCGGGGUAUAG
Messenger RNA from Closterium sp. Naga37s-1, 5451 nucleotides. The record is from the annotation of a GenBank genome assembly. Lineage: Eukaryota; Viridiplantae; Streptophyta; Zygnematophyceae; Desmidiales; Closteriaceae.